Molecule: messenger RNA, 656 nt
Organism: Pectinophora gossypiella (pink bollworm)
Lineage: Eukaryota; Metazoa; Arthropoda; Insecta; Lepidoptera; Gelechiidae
Gene: mRpS25
Product: probable 28S ribosomal protein S25, mitochondrial
Exons: 1
Coding region: 86-589 (167 amino acids)
Cellular component (GO): mitochondrion
Molecular function (GO): structural constituent of ribosome
Source: RefSeq, a predicted model, not a curated record
AAAAAAACUGUCAAUGUCAGUUCGUCUCGUUUGAGGUUAUAUCACACUAUUUUUCACGAAUUCUCCCGUAUAAAAUCAAAACAAGAUGCCUUUUAUGAAAGGAAGAGCGCCUAUUCGGCGUACACUGAACUAUUUAAACGCCGGCAGAUUGGUUCUUAAGGAUAAAAUCAAGAUAUUCUCUGUAGCGUACAACAUUUUUGGUCAAAAUAACACCGGAGCAAAGGAGUUCGUAUUUUGGUUUCUACCGCAAAUCCAGUAUAAAAACCCUAACGUGCAGGUAGCUACAUUGAAGAAUUUGACUCCUUCGCCGUUUAUUAAGUGUUAUUUCGAAGAUGGGAGGCAGAUUUUGGUGGAUAUUGAUAACAAGUCUAAGGAAGAGAUUUUGGAGCAUUUAUUGAACACUGUGGGCAAGUCUAAGGAGGUUUUGGAAGCAGAGGCUAUUGCUGCGGAGAAGAAGGAUAAUCCAGCUAACUUUGGCAUCGGCUGUGAGCGACCAUGUAUCUGUGAAGUUCACGGACAGGUCCCUUGUCCUGGUGUCAUAGCAUUACCCAAAUUUAUGCGAGGAAAAUACAAGAACCCACAAAAUUAGGUAAUUUUGUACGUAGUUGUAAAUGUUAUUUAGUGUUAAAAUUAAUAAAUAAAUUAUCUUUAGUUUA